Molecule: messenger RNA, 2631 nt
Organism: Penicillium nucicola
Lineage: Eukaryota; Fungi; Ascomycota; Eurotiomycetes; Eurotiales; Aspergillaceae
Exons: 3
Coding region: 1-2631 (876 amino acids)
Biological process (GO): DNA-templated transcription; regulation of DNA-templated transcription
Molecular function (GO): DNA-binding transcription factor activity, RNA polymerase II-specific; zinc ion binding; DNA binding
Source: RefSeq, a predicted model, not a curated record
AUGGUCCAUGCUCAGAACCAACAGAAAGAAGUCUCGGCAGAAAGAAUGAGUAGGGCUUGUGUACAAUGUGCGGCAAGUCGGGUCCGCUGCAGUAGAGAAGUGCCUUGUGCUCGCUGUAGCCUCAAAAACAUUCGCUGCGAGUACCGGGUAUCGUCAACACACAGCCCGGCCGGUCAGAGUGGACAUGGCGAUGUACCUCAAUCCAACGCAAGCGCUCGUCCCGAUGUGGUAGAGGCAAACGAGGGAGUUACGGGUGCUAUUGAUUUAGCGCUUGCCUUAGACCACGCACCUCAAUCUCUGGACACGUCAAAUUUGCCGAGUGGUGAAGUUCAGCGGCCGAUGCUGAUCGACAACGAGAUUGCCCAAGACUCGACUCUGUACUUAACGGGUUUAAGACAUGACUUCGUUCCCCAGUCCAUGUCGGGAGUCAAUUGGCUCUCCCCGGGCCAGACUAUUCUCCAGGAAUGGGCAAGUCAACUAGCCGGUAUCACAGAGAGCGAUAUCUUUUCACCAAGGUUGAACAUGAUGGAUUUUCCAGAUUCUCUCCGGCUCCUCAACGCCAGACCCGAACAAGAGAUAGGCUGGGAUCAUGCCAGCCAGCAAUUUCCUGGCCAAAUCCAACCCAGCAACUGCGAGCAGCUGGAUUAUCAGCAUCCGAGUCGAGAAAUGGAAUCGCCUGAAACAUUUGUCGAUGCCCAGUCUACAGGAACGUCUGGAUCUAUGGGAAACAAAUACUACGUGCACGGGGUCGCAUCGCGGGCUCCAUUUCAACGCAGGUUUCGUAACUCGCAAACUGCAGCAGAAGGCUCGGUUGAUUCCGCCAAAUCUGGCACCAAGGCUAGCGGGUUUACGUCGCCGGUGACCAACUGGCUGACAGCAGACACAUACACCAGAGUAACUUUGGGCGUUCAAGAACAUACACAGUCACAGUCAACGCUCCCAUCGCUUGACUCAUUUCGGCUGUGCGUGCAUUUAUAUUUUGAGCGCUCAUAUCCAAAUUUCCCAUUCCUCAACAAAGCCCAUUUCGUAACUGAGGAGCCGCACUGGAUUUUGCUACUUGCAGUGGCAGGUGUGGGAGCAACAUAUCUUCUUUCCUCGCAAGGCUCCCAAUGGAAACACUCAAUGAUGCAAACGCUUGAAACUGUUCUUUCGGAACGCCUUAACAGUGUUCAUUACUUCCAGAGAGAAUCAUAUUCUACACAAUCGGCAAAUCAGACGUACGGGGCAGCAGGUGUGGUAAAUGAGCUUCUGCCGCUGAUACAGGCCAAGAUCUUACAUAUGUUAUGCAUGCUUCAUAGCAGCAUCUCAUAUAUUACACAUCGAGCAGUGUUUGAGCGUGCAGAGCUGGUGCAAUGGUGUUCGUACCUUAACCUAGUACGGACAUCCUCAGACGUCUCUAUUUCUAUCACAAGUGAUACAGAUAUUCAGCUUUGGAUACAGAUGCAGACGAGACUUAGAGCGGGAAUGAUGAUAUGGUUGUUAGACUCUAUGCUAUCUUAUGAGCUCGGCUGCAGGCAUAUCAUGAAGCUGGGAGAUAUUGGAGAAUGGCUGCCCUGUCAUGAGCCAGCGUGGGAGCGGCCGUCGCUCGCGAAUAUUCAAAUUGCUCAAAAGUUCUCAGAUGCCCUCGACACAAUUUAUAUUGAAAAGCAGCUUCCACCUAAGCUCAGCGACCUCAGCCAUGUUCUACUAAUCCACGCCAUCUACCGACGAACAAUCGAGGUUUUUGAUCAGAGUCGCAUGCGAUUGUCAACAUGGAACCCCACGGCAAGCGUGCAAACCUUGACCAGUGAGCCAAGUCCAACUCAAGAGUGGCCUCCAUCUAGUAGCAUAGUCUCAAACUGGCGCAACGCUGCCUGUGACUCACUAGAUAUCCUCAACUGGGCAGCCAACAGCAAUGCUGCUGAAUCGUGUUGGGAAGAACCUACCAUCUUGUAUCUGCAUCUUUCUCGGCUGAUUCUUCUCGCUCCAACCGACCAUUUCCAGACAUUGGUCAAAUAUCCCGCAAUGAACAAGCAAGGUUGGCCCAACUCGACGACCUCGGGUCUGCAGCAGUAUGAACAUGCCCGUAGCCAGGUCCUUCAAUGGGCAAUUCGUGACCAAUUCAAGGCUCGGCUGUCAGUCGUCCAUGCUGGCGCCUUGCUAUGGCACGUCCGUCGGUUCAGCACCAAUAAUGUCAUAGAGCCAUUCAGUAUCUACAUUGCAACUCUCCUACUUUGGGCAUACAGUGCUUCAACCUCUGCAAUUGGUUCACACGACUCUGCAACUUGUCGGGCCUCUCAUGAUAUCACGCAAAAUGGAAAGGAUGGUGCUUGGCUGGAUGACUCUGACGAUGAACCUAGCUGGAUUCGCUUGGAUCGGCCUUUGGACGACGAGCUUGUACAAACCUAUAUCCAUGUCGGGGAUAAGAUGUCGGCCCAUCUCAAGGGGGUUGGGGAUAUUGUUAAGCAUGGUGCACCCUUGAAAAUUCUUAAGCAGGGGUUAUAUUUGCUCACCGGGGAGAAGUAUGGGGGAAAUGCCAAGGACAGCAAUAGUGGCAGUAUUUUGGAGGAGGUAACAACCUAUACCUGGGAUAUACAGCGCUCGUAUGCAGAAACGAUCCGACGUAUGAUCACGGCCACGAACACUUGUUAA